This is a messenger RNA of Fraxinus pennsylvanica, 1083 nucleotides long. NCBI's taxonomy places the organism in Eukaryota, Viridiplantae, Streptophyta, Magnoliopsida, Lamiales, Oleaceae. The record is from the annotation of a GenBank genome assembly.
AUGGGUAUAUAUCUCAGUACCCCUAAAACAGAGAAGUUUUCUGAAGAUGGUGAGAAUAGCAGGCUUAGAUUUGGCUUAUCAUCAAUGCAAGGAUGGCGUUCUACAAUGGAAGAUGCUCAUUCGGUAGUUCCUGAUUUGGAUGCUUCCACUUCAUUUUUUGGUGUUUAUGACGGUCAUGGAGGUAAGGUGGUUGCCAAAUUCUGUGCUAAGUAUCUUCAUCAACAAGUGCUUAGGCAUGAAGCAUAUUUGGCUCGUGAUAUCGGAACUUCAGUUCAGAAAGCCUUUUUCAGGAUGGAUGAGAUGAUGCGAGGGCAGAGAGGGUGGAGGGAGUUGGCUGUUCUGGGAGAUAAAAUGGAUAAGUUUACUGGCAUGUUGGAGGGCUUGAUAUGGUCUCCAAGAAGUGGUGACAAAAAGGACCAAGUCGAUGAUUGGUCAUUUGAGGAGGGGCCACAUUCUGAUUUUUCUGGACCAACUUCUGGCUGCACUGCUUGUGUAGCCAUCAUUAGGGACAACCAACUUAUCAUCGCAAAUGCUGGUGAUUCUCGCUGUGUAAUUUCUAGGAAUGGUCAGGCAUACAAUCUUUCAAGAGACCACAAGCCUGAUCUUGAGGUUGAGAGAGAGAGAAUUUUAAAAGCCGGUGGUUUUAUCCAUGCAGGACGUGUUAAUGGCAGUUUAAAUCUUGCAAGAGCUAUAGGUGACAUGGAAUUCAAGCAGAACAAGUUUUUGCCUGCUGAUAAGCAAAUUGUAACUGCUAGUCCAGAUAUCAAUGUUGUUGAACUUUGUGGUGAUGAUGAGUUUGUGGUGCUUGCCUGUGAUGGUAUUUGGGAUUGCAUGUCAAGCCAACAACUAGUGGAUUUUAUUCGUGAGGAGCUGAAAUCCGAAAAUAAACUCUCUGUUGUCUGUGAAAGAGUACUGGAUAGGUGUCUCGCACCAUCUACUGCUGGAGGUGAGGGUUGUGACAAUAUGACCAUGAUUAUAGUGCAAUUUAAGAAACCGACCCAGUUGGGUACAUCUAUAGACGAGCAAUCUUCUGCUUCCGAGGAUGUGCACGUUGAGUCAAAACCAGCAGACAGUGGAUCGUAA